Messenger RNA from Toxoplasma gondii ME49, 3480 nucleotides. RefSeq names its product 5'-3' exonuclease, N-terminal resolvase family domain-containing protein. The record is from RefSeq and is a predicted model, not a curated record. The transcript has 6 exons. The coding region runs from base 1 to 3480 and encodes 1159 amino acids. Gene Ontology annotation, molecular function: 5'-flap endonuclease activity; DNA binding. NCBI's taxonomy places the organism in Eukaryota, Apicomplexa, Conoidasida, Eucoccidiorida, Sarcocystidae. Gene Ontology annotation, biological process: DNA replication, Okazaki fragment processing.
AUGAGGCAACUGCUUCGACUCCUCUCACUCCUCGUUCAGUUUCUUCUCUUUUCUGCCUCUGCUUCCCUCCUCGGCUCUUCCUCUUCCUCCUCUCCUUCUCUUGCGUCUCCCUCUUCUCUCUCUCCGGCGUCGCUCUCUUCUGUUUGCGCUGCUUCUGUCUCUGCUCUCGUCCUCUGUCUCCCUUCUUUGGCGUCUCCUGUGCAGUCUCUGUUCGCUUCAUCGGGUGUCUCCUCUCUGAGCCCAGGCCUCGUUGUCUCCUGGGUCUGCGAAGUCCGCGGAACGCUGCCUGCAUCCGUUCGAGGAGACAACUCGACUCUGGCGCCUCGCGCGAGUCCACGAGAAGCCAAGAUGUCUCUGGGAUUCGGGAGGCGCCUUCUGAGGCGCGUGAGAGAACGGCGAGGAGCGUCGCUUCCACGAACUGAAUCGAAGCCUGUGACAGUCGCUUUCUGGCGCUCCGAACCGGUCUCACCCUCUUCAACUGCAUGUCUGCUCUCUCGCUUCUCUCCGCUGCUGUCUCAGGGAGACGCUCUGCCUCCUCUCCAGAGCGGAGAGGCCAGGAAACAAGUACUGGGUUGCUACCAGACGAGAAAGCUUCUGCGCAACGUUUUCUUGUCAACGCAAGAAAAUCCCUCAGCCUCUUCUCCCCUCUCUUCUGACUCAACGCCUCGCCGCUAUUCUCCGCACCACAGCCUCUGUCACUCCUCCUCGCGUUCUUCUAUUUCUCCUUCUCCUCGUUGUUCAUCGUCUCCUCGUUUGUCAUGUUCUGUCUGUUCCCCAGAAGCCGCUCCGUCGUGGAGUUCGCAGUCUGUGUGCGUCUUUUCGAAAGAAAGCGAGGCGCGUCGCUGUCGUUCUUGUGCGUCGCCUGAGAGCAGGCGAAAACUUGUCUCUUCUCUCUCUGUCUCUCGACAUGGUCGGCUUCCGGGGAUAGCUCGGACUUCAGUGAGAGCGAAACGACGUAGCGGUGAACGCUCGCUGCAAGCCACAGACGAGUGGGCAAACUCCAGACAGCCUUCCUUGCGUCUGUCCUCUUCCUUCUCGCCUUCUUUUCCUCUGCCUUCUUCGCUUCCUUCUCUCGGUCGUCCUUCUUCGAUUUCUCUCUCUCUUUCGAGUCCUUGUGCCCUGUUUUCCUCUGGGUCGUCUUUGUCUUUCCUGUCUGCUCUUUCCCUCUCUCCGCGAGCUUGGGGUCCCCUGGUCGCGUCGCGUUCUGCUGGCUCUCCGACUGCUGCGGCCUCGGCCGCGUCUCUCGCCUCUGCUGUUUCUUUGCCCUGUCGGGACCCCAAGCCGCAGGCGCGAGCGAAAGAGCGACAAACACAAACAGGCGCUCGUCUCGCCGCGCAGGCGUCUUGCGAGGAGAACGGGAGGCUUGUCUCUUCUCCAUAUGCCUUCCCCUUCGAUUCAUUCCUGUCUCCUGAAUGUUGCUCUGCUCUUCUCGUCUCCCCCCUACGACCCUCGUCCUCCUCUACUUCUCUAGUCUCCUCUUCAUCUUUCUCUCCACCCUCCUCCUCCUCUACUUCCUCCUCUUCGUCUUCUUCCUCUUCUUUCGUGAGGCUGGAAGGUCCCGCAGAGACGAAGAAAAACGUUUCUUCGCGGACGGAGAGAGCAAAGAGCGUAGAGGAGGAGGCGAACUCGAAGGGAGAGCGGAAACGUCGGUUGAGAGCGACAUCCCAUGCGAACCGCGUCGAGGAGAAGCAGCAGGCGUUUUUGGUGGCGAAAGAGGACGCACAUGCAGCGUUUGGGGAGACGAGUGAGGAACGGGAGACCGUUUCUGCGCUUGAAGAUGAACUCGAUAGAGGGUCCGUGGUUUCUCCUCGCGUCGCCUUCUCGUCCUCAGGAAGAAUGGCAGACGGAGACAGAACGCGAGGCGCAGGCGUCGUUCUUCGUUCCGGAGUCACGACUCCGGAGACGCGGAAAGAGAAGGAAGCUGUCCAGAGCUCCGGAGUCGGGGAGGAGAAAGAGAAGAGCCGACAGGCAAAGACAAAGAAGAUCAGGCCGGGCACCGCGAGACAGCGAGAAGAAGGAGAAAAGAAGAAAACUCUCGCAGUAAUCGACGGGACCUGCGUUGUCUUUCGCUCACACUUUGGGAUGCCUGAAGUCCUCGAUGGAGGCGGCUUCCCUGUUCAAGCGAUCAUCGGUUUCUUUCGCUCUCUCGCCGCGAUUCGGCGCGCGCUCCUGCAUCCCUCGCACUUGGUCGUGGUGUUUGACGGCCCAGAGAGUCGCGAGUCUCGCAAGGCAAUUUUCGACGGCUACAAAGGUCACCGAUCGGAGACUCCCGCCAGCUUGAUAAAUCAAUUCGCCGUCAUUCUCCGGCUCUGCGAACGCAUGCAAAUUGGAACGUUGUCUGAGGCGGGAGUGGAGGCGGACGACGUCAUCGCCACUCUCGUGAAUCGCGCAUGUCGCGUCUCUCGGGAGGCUGCGGAGAAGAAGGCGCUCGCAGCCCAGCGAGGAGUGGGGACGGAGAAAGAGAAGGUCGAGUGCAAGCGGAGUGAAAAGUCUUCAGGAAAAAGAAACAAGGCGCGAGACGGACAGAGAGGAGACCAAGCAGAGGAAGGGGAAUCAAGGCUUAGUGCCCUGUGCAUGCAGUCGAAGUCAAAGGACCUUUCCUCGGAACGCACGUCACGAGGCGUCAGACAGAAAGACGACCGGAGCUUCUGGGGGUCUCCGACUGACGCAGAUAUUGUUUUUGACGAAAUCGUAGUUGCCACAGCAGACAAAGACCUUCUUCAGGUACUUCAGCACAACUACAUGGAACCCACAGCUGUCUCCUCGCCUGUUCUCUCCACCUCGGGGGAGAACGCGAACUGCAUGCGGCGAGAAGAAGACGAGAAAGGAGGAAGGGUGCAUGCAGGGGAAGAGCGAGUCGAGAGACAGGAGACAGCGGCCGAGACGAGUUGUCCGAAGCACCCAAAAAUCCGCAUCAUGCAACUCCACAGAAAAAUGCAGCUCAUCGAUGACGCAUGGGUCAAGAUGGAAUACGGAGUCGCAGCGCAUCAAAUUCGAGACUACCUCGCUCUGACCGGAGACAGCGUCGACGGCAUCGAAGGAUGCCCGAGCAUUGGUCCCGUCACCGCCCAGAAGAUCGUAUCGGCUGCAGGAGGAAAUGUGAACGAGCUUUUGCAGGACGGCGCUGCGCUUCGACGUUUGCUGAAACCCAGUCAAGUGAAGCAUCUGAGUACCUUUUUGCCGCUCUUUGAACGGAACCAGCAUUUGAUUUCUCUGAACUACGAAGUCGAGUCUCUCUCCGACAUUUGCCUCUCCCGUUUCGAGGUGAAGAAGAAGACUGCCUCGGCGCCUCUCUGCUCGCGCCGCGCAGCGCCUUCUCUGCGUGCAGCGAAGUUUCCGCUCACGCAUGCGUUUCGUCAACACACAAAAACAAUCCACGAGCAGAGCGAGAGCGGGAAGAGCCAGCGGCCUGCAGGGAGUUUCUCGUCCACAGGCUUGCCUUUCUUCAGAAGGAAACCUCGCGACCCCGCACCGACUUGA